Molecule: messenger RNA, 4191 nt
Organism: Caenorhabditis bovis
Lineage: Eukaryota; Metazoa; Nematoda; Chromadorea; Rhabditida; Rhabditidae
Source: the annotation of a GenBank genome assembly
AUGGAGGCGCUUCCAAUACUUCCCAUGAUGCGAUUCAGCUUCAGAGAAUCAUUAGUCGAUUAUCUCAAUAUGCCUGGACCAGGAGAAUUCAAAACGCGAAUAAAAGAAUACAUCUUGUUGCACUUUCAAGCGGACCCACAUGAUUACGAUGAAGCUUUAAAGGAACUCAUUGAAUUGAAAUUUGUCGCCAAUGGUCCAAGUGCUAAUGUCAAGACAAGUUUAGAAUUGAAGCGUUAUUUCGGACAACUGUGCAUGAUGCAGAAGCGAUUUCCAAUGUCGCACGGUCAGGAACUCGAAAUGCCAUUCAGUUGGUACGACUCAUUGAGCGAAACCCGGCAGGAUAAUUGCGAUGUUGUGAUUGCUGACAUUGAAUUCGAGAAGGCUUCGGUGAUGUUCAAUAUCGGAAUCGCGCAUUCUCAAAUUGCUAGUUUGGAAAAUCGAGAAACACAAGACAGCAUUAAAAUGGCCUUUAUGCACUUCCAAUAUGCCGCUUAUGCAUUUUCCUAUCUUAUCGAGCAACGAUAUGACGAUAUGUUCUUUCCGGCCGUCGAUUUCGAUCCCUACGUUCUACAAUUCCUUGAGAAAGUGAUGUUAGCGCAAGCACAAGAAUGCCUAGUUCAGAAAAGUCUUCUGGAUAACAGAAGUGCCAUUGUAAUUGCAAAACUCUCAAAGUGGUUGUGUGAGACGUAUGAGGAAUGCGCGAAAAUCUGUGAAGAUUGGAACGUGAAUAUUCCUGACCGAGUCCAAAGGCAUUUUAUAAAAUGUUGCGAAGUAAAAGGACUCAUCUAUGGUACGAUCGCAUGGCUCAGUAUGGGUGAUCAGGCUCAAGAGGAUCAGAAGAUGGGGCAUCGUCUUGGCUAUUAUAACAUCUCUUUAGGCUAUUUAAAUCGCCUUAUCCAUAUAAAUUCAAUAAAAGAGAGAUUAACGGAAUUCCAGCCGACAAUUUCGUUUUUGUCGGACGUUGUUCAGGCAAAGCAAGUCAAUGCCGAGAAAGAGAAUAAUUUCAUCUAUCACGAAAGAGUUCCAAAGUCUGAAGAAUUAUUGGAAGAGCUCAAGAAUGGGGCUAUGUGUAAAGCAAAUGCUCUUUCAUUCGAUCCACUGGAUCGCUCGGUAUGCGGAGAUGAUCUCUUCGGAUCACUUCUUCCUCCAACAGUUUUGCAAUCCGUGAGCAUUUAUGAGGAAAAGAAGUCUGAAUUGAAACGACAGUUGAUUAAUGAAGCGAAUGCUGCUAAUGAUGAGCUUGAGAGUUACUUGAAUCGCGCGAAUUAUAUUGAACUGCGCUGGAUGUUGCAAGAAGGGAAAGAUGUUGAUUCACGAUUCAGAUUGAGUGAUGAACUACUGGAACGAAAUGCGAUCAUGUCGUCGCAACCGGAAUCAAUUCCAGCCCUUCUUGAACGUCUGCGCGAGCAGUCGGACACGUCGAGAAUUGCCGAAGCCAAACUAACCACUUUGAUUAACAAAUUGCGAGCUGUGGAUUCGCCAACAUUGAAAAAUGAUGAGGGAUACAGAUUGAUUGCGAACGAACUCGAUAAACUGAAUAACCAUCUAGUGAGCGCCAAAUCGAAUAUUGUUGCUCUGAGCAAAGCAAUGGCUGCGGAUUCGUCGAAUUUGCAAAUCCUGUCACUUCCAAUUCACGAAUUGAAAGAAAAAAUUAUUCCGGCCAAUGCUUUUAACUCAAACUCGAAAACAUCUAAAGAAGAAGAAACUCUUAAAAGAAUAAUCAAUAAAAUUGAUGAAAUGAUGGCCCAAAGGACGAAAUUGGUUGAUCAACUUCAAGAAGAGCUCAACAAGGAUGAUAUUUCGAAAGAACUAUUGGCGGCUAGGGAUUUUGCUCCAGAUAGCAUCUUUGAAAAGGAGCUUAAAAAACAUGACGAAACGAUCAAAUAUUUGAGAAUGAAUUUUGCCGCUCAAGGAAAUAUUAUCCAUGCAUUCACAGAAGCUAAUGCCGAUUUUUGCGAAGAGCGUUUGGAAAUUAACAAACUCAAUGAAGAAUUCCAAAAGCAAGUUCUCAUCCUUGUAAACGCUUACGAAACCUUCAAUGAAGUGUCAAAGAAGAUUGACGAAGGAGCCAAAUUCUAUGAGCAACUGAUGCAACGAUGCGAUCAGCUAGCGAUUCCAAUUCAUGCGAUUGACGAGCAGUAUCGCGAAGAAAUUGAGAAGAGGGCGAACGAGAAGCGAACAUUCGAAGAGAGAAUGCGCAAUUUGCAACUUCAAAAGGAAUCGAGAGAAGCGAUGGCGGAAUUCAGUUCGUCUCAGCAUCUUCCACCUCCGGCUCCAUUCGCACCACAAGCUGGAUCGCGACUCAAGGAUUAUAUGGAUCAGUACAGAAACAACAAGCAACGACUUAGUCAGCAAGCAUUGUCGGUCCUACCGGCACAUGGAAGCACAAUUGAUGGUGCGCCGUCGCCGACGCCGAGCAGUAUUAAUGAAUUUCCAGCAAGUCCAAUGCCGAUGCCUGAGCGAGUUGCUCUCAAUUAUGCGCAGCCGAUUCCAAACUACACUCCAGCCCCUCACUAUCAAGGUUAUCCGCCGCGUAGUGUUGGUGCAGCUCCACCUGUUGCUCCAUCGUAUGGCCAUCAUGCUCAUCCACCUGGAGAAACGCCAAUACUUGAUAACAAAUCCGUACCGACUAUGCAGAACAAGCCAUAUACUCCGCCACCAGUAGGUCAAGGACACCAGCCACAAGUGCAUGCUCCAAAUACAACACCAGGAGAUAUUCAACAUCGUGCGGUAAGCUCAGUUGUGAGCACUCCUGGAAAUCCGGCGAUGUGGCCAACACAGCAGCCAGUUACGACGCCUCAUGGAUAUCAAACUCCGCCGACGCCUGCUCCUUCGCAAUACAGUAAUCCGCAAGGCUAUCAACCGCAGUAUUCGGCCCCGGCUGCAACUGUAAAUCAUUAUAAUGCCCAUCAACCUUUUAUUCAACAAGGAGCAGUUGCUCCACAGCAUCAGUACAACGCUUAUCAACCCGGAGCUCCUCCGGCUUCAUCAGCUACUCAGCAACCAGAAGUUUCACAGAAUAUAAGCCCGCAGUCCGGAACACACCAACUGCCACAGACGUACAGUAACCAGACGACACCUGGAGUACCGCCUGUUGCACCACAACAACAAUAUCGACAACUUCCGCCCUAUCAGCCGCCUAAUCCAGGAUAUCAACAGUAUAAUCAACCGCAAAUCUACCAACAACAUCCACCGGCUCCAACGCAUCAAACUCCAUCGUAUCAGUCGCAACAACCAGCUGCUCCACGUGCAGUACCUCAUCAAAAUCAGCAGAUUCAACCGUCAAGCACUGCGUCGCAGCAGUUCAACCAGCCGCCGAAUCAUCAGAUGCCAGCUGGAGCUCCAAGAACGAUGACGCCUGUUCAGCCACCAGCGCCGCAAACAUCGGCAUCACAGCGAUUUGGUCAGCAGGCCAAUUAUCAGCAGAACGUUGCUUUCCCUGAAUCAUACGCCAAUUCGACGACACCGGCUCUAAAUAAUCACGUGGUUCCGCAAUAUAAUCCGCCGCCGCAGAAGUUGUCGACUUCAGCAGUUCCUCAAAAUCCUCAAGGAUUCCAACCGCAAAAUGGCGCUGCUGCGAAUAAUUGGAUGAAAUCUGGAGCAGCUUCACCAUGGCAUGAUGGUUUGCAGCAGUCACCGUGGCAUUCUUCAUUGAAUCCCGUUCCGAAUAUUCAAGAACCACCGGUGAAUCAAAAUCCUCCAGUAAAUCAAAAUCCGCCUCCACCACAACCAUCUGUACAAAGUAGCCAUGCACCAAAUGGUGGAGCUCCAACAAAUUCAUCGACUAGCAAUGUGGAUCUUCUUUCCUCUCUGUUCGACAAUAUGAAUCUGCCGCCACCAAUCACGCCGACUCAGAGCAAUGUGCAAAAUCUUCAAAAUCAGCCGGAUUUUCGGCGGGCUUCGCAUCAGCACGAUCCGGAUAAAACGCAAAGUAAAGCCGCGGUGAGCUCACCGCGGCCAGCUGUUGCCGUUCUUCCGAUGCCUCAGCAAAUUGCUCCGAAUAAUGCUGCAACACCGCCAACGACUUUAUCUUUAAGCACUACUAGUAGUGUUUCGUACGAGAUGGCCAAUCCGUUGAAGCCAAUGACGACGAAUUCUGAAUUCCGAGCUGGUUUCGGGCAGAAUAUCAGAAGACCUGAUCCAAAUGAUCCCAUCGCACAGAUUGAUGUAACAGCGAUCUUCAAAAAAUAA